ACGAGGUAAAAUACAAUCCCUGCCGAACCCCAAAUUGGUAUGAUCUGAAUUCAAACGUAUAGUGUGUGACCAAAGAGAAAUUCGAAAAAUUCUCACUAUCAAGAAUUCGCCAAAUACAAUUGCCGGCGCCAAUACAUUCUUCACUUGCACUUCAUCUCUCUCGUCGAUUCGACCUAAAUCGGGAGGCGUAGAUCGCGCAGGAUCUAAAGCAGCAGCGGUGCCUCCCCCGGCGGACGAUGAGCGGAGCUCAGCUGUGCGGUUUGUUGGCGGAAUUGGGCUAUGAAGGUCACGGUUCCUUGGACCCGGACAGCUUCGAAUGGCCGUUCCAGUACGAAGACGUUAGGCCGAUACUCGACUGGCUGUGCUCCAGCCUCCGUCCCUCCAACGUCCUUUCUCCCUCCGACCUUUCUCAGUAUGAGCAGUUUUUAAAAGAAGGGAAGCUAUUGGAGGGAGAGGAUCUUGACUUUGCUUAUGAAAGCAUUUCAGCCUUUUCAGCCAGGAGGGACAACCAAGAGGCGGUUUUUGGAACUGAAGAAGGACUAAAAGAAAUAUGUGAUGCAACAUUAGCGGCAAAAGCCGAAGCAUUGGAGUUGCAAAAACAGCUCAGGCAUCUGCAAUUCCAAAAUGAUAUGCUUACAGGGCAGGCUUCAGCACUAAUUCAAGGGAGAAGAGCACGAGUUGCAGCAACUUCCAGUGCAAAUGGGCAACUUACAACUAUAGAUGAUAGCCUGUCAGCAAGGAACAUCGAGAUGAAUGCAGUCCUUGGACGGAUGGCUGCUACUUCUCAAGAUUUGGCACAUUAUCAUUCAGGGGAUGAAGAUGGAAUCUACUUGGCUUAUGCUGAUUUUCAUUCAUAUUUGCUUGCGGAUGCUGCCUGUAUGAAGGAGCUAAAUCAGUGGUUUAGUAAACAGCUUGACACGGAUCCUUACAGAUUGGUGGCUGAGGAGGGAAAAUCUAAAUGCUCAUGGGUGAGUCUCAAUGAGAUCUCAAAUGUCUUAGUGCGAGAUUCUGAAAACACACAGCACCAACGGCUUUCAGAACUGCAGAGGCUUCGAUCCAUAUUUGGGACAAGUGAAAGGCAAUGGGUAGAAGCUCAAGUUGAGAAUGCCAAGCAGCAAGCCCUCCUUAUGACACUUAAAGCUCAAGUGACAUCAGAUGAAGCCCACAUCCGUCUUGACCUUCAUUCUCUUCGGAGAAAGCAUGCCGAGCUGGCUGGCGAACUUUCAACUUUAUACCGGAAAGAAGAGAAAUUGUUAUCUCAGACUAUUCCGGAUCUUUGUUGGGAGCUGGCGCAGCUCCAGGACACAUACAUUUUGCAAGGGGACUAUGAUUUGAAAGUCAUGCGUCAAGAAUUUUAUAUUAAUCGGCAAAAAGCGUUCAUAAACCAUCUAAUCAAUCAGCUAUCACGGCAUCAGUUUUUGAAAUUAGCCUGUCAGUUGGAAAAGAAAACUAUGCUUGGAGCAUACUCCUUGCUUAAAGUCAUCGAACUAGAGCUGCAGGGGUAUCUGUCUGCUGGCAAAGGCCGGGUGGGCCGGUGCAUGUCAUUGGUCGAAGCAGCAUCUGAUGCACCCGAACAGGGUGCAGUGGAUGAUCGUGACACUUUUCUUCACGGCGUUAGAGAUCUUCUCAGUAUUUAUUCAAAUGCUCAAGCUAGUUUAUCUACGUAUGUAUCUGUCCCGGGGAUCAUACAACACCUCUCAAACCUUCAUUCUGAUCUGAUGGCCUUGCAAUCUGAUCUAGAAUAUGCCCUCCCCGAGGACAGAAACCGAUGCAUUAAUGAACUGUGUACUCUUGUUCAAAGCUUGCAACAAUUAUUAUUCGCCUCAUCAACAACGGCACAACCCAUACUGACACCCUGGAAUCUGAUGAAGGAGCUGGACGAAAUGGAGAAGAUCAACGCGAAGCUCUCAGCUGCAGUUGAAGAAGUGACUCUGGAACACUGCAAGAAGAACGAGAUUGUGAAACAUCAUUCGCAGGAAACCAUACUUCAAAGACGAGUGUUUGUUGAGUUUUUCUGCAACCCGGAUCGACUGCGGAACCAAGUCAAGGAGCUCACUGCCCGUGUUCGGGCAUUGCAAGCCUCCUAGCCUCACUCACUCUACUCUACGGACACACUAACUAAUGUAUGCCUAUGUAUGUAUCUUCUAUGGUAUGUAUCUAAUGCUCUCUCUCUCUCUCUCUCUCUCUCUAUUUCAUUGUUCAAUCAAAGCAUGCAUUCUUUGUCUCUCGUUCAUGUUUCUAAAUUAAACUGACUUUUCCAGGAAAUGAUUUUCAAGGAUUGCCAUAUUUGCUGGUUUGUUAAAUCUGUAACUUUGUGGAUGCCUGCCUGCCUCUGUUUGUUUAGAUUCAUUUUAGGUUUGCCGUAGGUAGGGUGUUGUAUUUUAUGACUAUAUCUUUUGCUUUUUAUAUAUUCUUUUAUGUGAAAUAGCACUGUGUUUACUUGUAAGGUUUUUGUUUUGA
Messenger RNA from Andrographis paniculata, 2460 nucleotides. RefSeq names its product AUGMIN subunit 3. NCBI's taxonomy places the organism in Eukaryota, Viridiplantae, Streptophyta, Magnoliopsida, Lamiales, Acanthaceae. The record is from RefSeq and is a predicted model, not a curated record. The transcript has 18 exons. Gene Ontology annotation, cellular component: HAUS complex; mitotic spindle; centrosome. Bases 237 to 2087 code for a protein of 616 amino acids. Gene Ontology annotation, biological process: spindle assembly; centrosome cycle.